Spinacia oleracea (spinach) is the source of this 4247-nucleotide messenger RNA. RefSeq names its product transcriptional corepressor LEUNIG. Bases 297 to 2042 code for a protein of 581 amino acids. The record is from RefSeq and is a predicted model, not a curated record. The transcript has 15 exons. Lineage: Eukaryota; Viridiplantae; Streptophyta; Magnoliopsida; Caryophyllales; Amaranthaceae. Gene Ontology annotation, molecular function: transcription corepressor activity; protein binding.
AUAGAAACUUGUUGCUCCGUACAUCAAUAACUACUGCAUUCAAAAGUAUUAACACUUUGAAACUUCUAUCCAUGGAUGCCUGUGCAGCAGCAGCUGCGCGCCUCUGCUAGCAAUCUCAGCGUUGCAGCCUACCGCAGUAGCCUAGCAGUUCACCUCCUCCUUUCAAUUUUCAUUUUUUCUCUAUAAAAAAAUUUUGUAAAAUCCAAAAACCCAAUUUUCAUUUGCAUGGCACUGUCCCUUUCGUUUCUGUACUCAGAUUGUGAAUUUUGGUGUUUAGAGUAAGAACUUAGACGACGAUGACGGGGUCUAACAACGGCUGGGAUGCUGAAGAGAUUUUUCAGAAGUAUUUGUACGAUUAUAUGGUGAAGAAGAACAUGCACAGGACUGCUGAGGUGUUCGCGAAAGAGGCAAAUGCUGAUGUUUGUUCAGUUGAUAGCUAUUCGGUGCUUGUUUUUGGCGCGGAGAGAGCCACAAAAGCAAUAGAUUCUCCUCAAGGUUUUUUAGCUGAAUGGUGGUCAAUCUUUCAUGAUGUGUAUUCUUAUAUGCAACCUCAACAUGUACAAGCUACUGAGACAGUAUCAAACAAGGGCAAACAAGUAACUGGAACCUCUUCACAAAGUCCGUGUUCAGAGACAUCAAAGUUUGUGGUUAAUCCACAAAGCUCUGUGCAGUUCCCAAUUGGUAGUCAUUGUGAUAACAUGUUAACACAUGUGUCUCCGAAGACCUGUGAAGGGGUAAAUCAUAAGCGCGUCACCAGAAAAUUUGAUACAGAUUCACAGACCAGUACUGAAACCCGGAGUAGCUCUAAGAUAGCUGGAAGCAGUCCGAGUAAACCUCAGCGAAAUCCCCGUAAGCAGGUCCAACAGCGGCAAGAUAAGAAACGUGCUGCUACCCAUGGAACCACACCCAUCAUCUCAUCAAUACAUGCAGAGCCAACAUCAAUAGGAUCGGAGAGUGCGCUCAACUCUGAACCACUGAAUGGAUGGCCGCUGAUUGGCGCUAAUCAGGUUUCUCCUCGUCUCGGGCAUCAGGUGUUGAAUUCAUAUCUGCAGUCUGCCAACAACCAGACACAGGUUGACAUGCCCAUAUCUCAGUUUGUGGCAAGUACAUCAGCAAAAACACUUCCAUCUUUUCCGCUGACUUCUGACUUGGAUAUGCUUCUGAGAAACAGGAUAGACAAGAAAAAUGGCCUGAAUGGCCGAGAUGAAGAAGAUAGGGGCUUAAAUGAAAGUAUUGAAAUGUUCUUUUCACAAUAUGAUGACCGUGCUGAUUGCACUAAUGGUCCAUCCACUACCCAACAAUCGUCUGUAUCUUAUGAAAAAAAUGGACACACAGGCUUUUCUUUAGUGGAAGUUGGAAGUCUUCAUGCAAGUAAAGGAAAAUUAUUCUCUUGCAAUUUUUCUCCUAAUGGAAAGUUGCUUGCUUGUGCUGGAUAUGACAAGAAGGCUUUGAUCUGGAAUAUGGAUACUUUAGGAUACAUCAGUUCUUUGGAAACCCAUGCUCAUUUAAUCACUGAUAUUCGGUUUCAUCCAAGCUCAGAGUUUUUUGCUACUUCUUCUUUUGACAAAACGGUGCAAAUAUGGGAUACAACUGGACCAAGCAAGUCAUUAUUUGCAUUAUCUGGGCAUAGUGAUCAUGUGAUGUCACUGGAUUUUCACCCAAGAAGGACGGACCUUUUGUGCUCAAGUGACAGCAAUGAUGAGAUUCGGUUAUGGGAUAUCAAGGCAUAUGCUUGUUUGCGUGUCUCCAAGCAUCUGUCUUUGCUGCUCCAUGCCUCCAUUACUACUAAUACCCCCCUGGAAUGUUUUUCACUGUGGGUUUCUGAAGCAGCCUUUUCUGGUACUCCGAUUGGCAAGGGCCAAAUUUUGGUAUAUCUUACCGUCCUCUGCAUUGAAUGUUUCGACAUGCUGCCCGCCACCUUUUUUAAACGAGUAUUAGAGAAUAGUAAUAUUUAUUUUAUACCUAUGUUGUAUUCAUCUUUCCUCUACACUCACACAUAUAUGUCUAUUCCUACGAACAAAUAUAAAUUGACUGCAAUCUGAUCAGUUAGGCACAUAUUUACAAAUUUUUAUCUCGUGGUGAUUUAAAAUCUUUAUAGUGCCAUUAGUCGGUUAUGGGUAUCUUGAGGAAUAAGUAGGGAAGUUAUUCAGAGGAUAUAGAGGAAAAAGAGAAUCAAAUCCUCCAUAUAGUAAAUUAAGGAGAUUAGAAAGAGAGAAAUCAUGUUGAAUAUUGUCGAGAGUUUACUUGAGUAUUAUUUUGUGUUUUGGGAGAGAACAAACCUCUUGAUUGCUUGUGUUUAAAUUUUAUUUUCUGUAACCCUAGUUUGUCAGUUCAUCUUCUUUAUUUUCUUCCUUCUUUUAAUUUUGUCCAAUCUAUGUCAGUUUAUAGCCAGUUGGUAUCCAUUUGUACAAAGUAACAUAAAUGAUGAUUACGACGAUUAAGAUACAAAUAGAUCGAUUAAGAUCACAAGCUUUCAGAUGGGAUAAAGUUUAUGACAACAGAGCGAUUUCCUUCAAUAUUGCAUAAAGAUCCAAUAAUUCCUUAAAUACGUUACUUUCUAAGUUAUUUCCCACCAUACCGUCCACGUAAGCAAGGGAGAAAGAGAAGUAAUUUUUUUUUCCGGUUCAGCAUCGAACCGCCAUAUGAGAUAGCGGUUUCGCUUUAAAGCAAACCGCCAUCUCAGAUGGCGGUUCAAUGUUAUAAACCGCUAUCUCAGAUAGCGGUUUGCGUUAAAACAAAACCGCUAUCUCAGAUGGCUGUUUGCUUAGUUGUAAAUUAUUUUUAACAUGAAUUACAGUUUAAAUAGAAAUAUAACUUAGAAGUAACCUCUUGUGACAUCAAUUGCGUCUGUAGCUCAGUGGAUAGCGUGUUGUUUCUAAGUAGAAGGUCGUGGGUUCGACCCCUACCUAAAGCGCUUAUUUAUUUUUUACCAUUUCUUAAUAUUAAUUAUAAAUAUUACCAAAUUUAAAUUAUCAACAUUAGUGUCUGUAGCUCAGUGGAUAGAGCGUGUUGUUUCUAAGCAGAAGGUCAUGGGUUCGACCCCUACCUGACGCGCUUUUUUUUUUUUUUAAACCAAUUAUAAACCGCUAUCUCAUAUAAACCGCUAUCUCAGAUAGCGGUUUACUUAAGUCAACCGCUACCUGAGAUAGCGGUUUAGUGCCGCUUCAUUAAAAAAAAAAGACCGGUUUUAAUGCUGACGUGGACGGUAUGGUGGGAAUUAAGUUAAAAAGUGGCGCAUUUUGGGAAUUUGACGUUCUUUAAACAAUAUUGAAGGAAAUCGCUCUAUGACAACAGGGAGAAUCAUUGGGAUUUUCAUCAUAAAUUUAACUGUAGAAAUUUUAAGUUGAUUUAGGAAAGUACUCCUUUUGUAACUAGUGGUUGAGAGUUUUCUUGUAUAUCAGGUUUUGAGAUUUCUUAGAUCUAAUCGAACUAGGAAUUGUUGGAAAUUAUGGAUUUGGAAUAUUGUUAUGUGAGAGGUAUGUAUGUCUCAAAUACUACCCAAACCUUGGUUAGGGUGAAAUGUUGAGAAAAUAUAUAUCUGAGCUUGAAUUGAGGGUUCCUCAAACUUAUAUAAUUUACGAAGUUGGGUUUAUCGGAAGGGAUAUAUUUAGUAAGUAGCAAGCCCGAGUGGUACAAUCUUCUAUUACUAAAUGUUAUAAUAUUUUAGCGAAUACCAUCAUAAAUCAUUUAUGUCGAGUGGUACAAUCUCGUAUAAUUAAAUGUUAAUAGUAUCUUAGUGAGUACUAUCAUAACUCAUCUUUGUCAGAAGAUUAUUGCGUAGCCACUGCAGUUGAAGGGUAAGACUGUUGUUCUUUCUUGUCCAUUCUGAUGGAGCCAAGAUUCAUUUGUUCUUUUGGCUUUGGGAUAUAAUGGACUAAAACAAAAUGGCUGUCAAAACCUCUUUGCUUCCUUUCCAUGAAAUAUAAGAUGGUCGUCCCGUUAUCGCUUAUGGUCAAUUGGAAGCAGCAUCUCUGCAAUUGCAGGUCUCUGCAAUUGCAGGGGUAAGAUUGCGCACGUCCAAUCUCCCCUUAGUCCCUUACCAUACUUGUUACGGGAGCCUCUCUGAAGGCAAUGGGAUAACGAUAAUGAAUAUACGGUUGUUCUUUCUGCAAUUUGAAUAAGCUCUUCAAUCCAUGUUUUAGCAAUAUGCAUAUCUAGUAUUUGGUAUUAUGGUUGGUUUAGGAUGUCUGAUUGUCAUUGUCACAAUGCAGGUACCAACUCCAUUGGCAUAGAUGCUUAACUUCUUU